AAGCUCUGUGCUACACAGAUGACACGGCCAUGGCCAGGGCCCUGGUGCAGUCCCUGCUGGCCAAGGAGGCCUUCGACGAGGUGGACAUGGCUCAGAGGUUUGCACAGGAGUACAGGAAAGACCCCGACAGGGGUUAUGGUGCUGGAGUCAUCACCGUCUUCAAGAAGCUCCUGAGCCCCAAGUGUCGCGACGUCUACGAGCCUGCCCGGGCCCAGUUUAAUGGGAAAGGCUCCUACGGAAAUGGGGGUGCCAUGCGGGUGGCUGGCAUCUCCCUGGCCUACAGCAGUGUCCAGGAUGUGCAGAAGUUUGCCCGGCUCUCGGCCCAACUGACGCAUGCCUCCUCACUGGGUUACAACGGCGCCAUCCUGCAGGCCUUGGCCGUGCACCUGGCUCUGCAGGGCGAGUCUUCCAGCGAACACUUCCUCGAGCAGCUCCUGGGCCACAUGGAGGAGCUGGAGGGUGACGCCCAGUCCGUGUCAGACGCCCGGGAGUUGGGCAUGGAGGACCGUCCAUACUCCAGCCGCUUGAAGAAGAUCGGAGAGCUUCUCGACCAGGACACGGUGACCAGAGAGGAAGUGGUCUCUGAGCUAGGGAACGGCAUCGCCGCCUUCGAGUCUGUGCCCACCGCCAUCUACUGCUUCCUGCGCUGCAUGGCGCCCGACCCUGAGAUCCCCUCCGCCUUCAACAGCCUCCAGAGGACUCUGAUCUAUUCCAUCUCACUUGGUGGGGACACAGACACCAUCGCCACCAUGGCUGGGGCCAUUGCUGGUGCAUACUAUGGGAUGGAUCAGGUGCCAGAGAGCUGGCAGCAAAGCUGUGAGGGCUACGAGGAGACAGACGUGCUGGCCCAGAGCCUGCACCGGGUCUUCCAGAAGUGUCUGUGAGGGCCGCAGCCCAGCAGGGCCUAUUGCAGCUCAGAUCCGACGGCCUGAGGUUCCUGAGCCCAGCCCCCACAGCGUGUGCUGAGCACACAGUGGGGCUGUGGUCUGGGGAGAUUGCUGGGACAGUGAGUGAGGGGCCAGCACCUCUCCGGUCUGGGUUUCUGGCUUGCUGCAGAGUGCAGGGCACUCCCUGUGCCACGGUGGGGCCUGGGGGACCAGGGCAGGUUUUACUGGGGAGGGAGGGGUACUCAUGGCAUUUUCCUUUACUGUCUAGGACUGGGGUCUCGGGGAGGUGGAGACUGCCUGAGCAUCACUCUUCCCUGUUGGGUUUUAGCCAAUUUGCCAGAAAGCCAGUCCUCGACUGGGAGGGCCUCAGGCAGCAGCUGUGUGGCUACAGGCCGGGCACGUGCACCGGCUCACCGGGGCCCACACCUGGCCUUGUCUGUCAGGGGCUGGUUGACGGCUUCCAGAGGAUGUCACAGCA
Messenger RNA from Tupaia belangeri chinensis (Chinese tree shrew), 1365 nucleotides. It is a transcript of the gene ADPRS, whose product is annotated as ADP-ribosylserine hydrolase. Gene Ontology annotation, cellular component: mitochondrion; nucleus. NCBI's taxonomy places the organism in Eukaryota, Metazoa, Chordata, Mammalia, Scandentia, Tupaiidae. The record is from RefSeq and is a predicted model, not a curated record.